This is a messenger RNA of Penicillium odoratum, 984 nucleotides long. RefSeq names its product GILT family protein. Bases 1 to 984 code for a protein of 327 amino acids. The transcript is spliced from 2 exons. Gene Ontology annotation, molecular function: oxidoreductase activity, acting on a sulfur group of donors, disulfide as acceptor. The record is from RefSeq and is a predicted model, not a curated record. NCBI's taxonomy places the organism in Eukaryota, Fungi, Ascomycota, Eurotiomycetes, Eurotiales, Aspergillaceae.
AUGGAGAAGCUACCUAUUCAUACAGGUGAAACACAUGGUGCUUCCCAAGAGCCCAAAUGGCUGGCUCCACAGACUCGUCCACGCAGAGCCAUUUUCUUGAGACGCCUCUUUAUCGUUUUCUGCUUUUUGGCCGGAUAUUAUAUGCUGAUUAGACCACGUCCCACACUGUGCAUAUCACCGGCUUGUUCACCAUGCGAUACUCCUGGCUGCUUAGCUCCAGGUCAGCACAAAGACCACUCUACAGCUUUGGCUACUCAGAACAACGGACAUGAGCAGUCUGAACGGCCUGGAAUGAACCAACUCCCUAUCACCAGCGAAUCAAAUGAACAAACGAGAAUUCCCCUUGAGGUCCAUAUCAUGAGCAAAUGCCCAGAUGCUCAAGGCUGUUUGCAUAAGCUAGUCCUGCCAGCUAUGGAGCAGAUUAGUGACAAGGUCGACUUUCGGCUUUCUUUCAUUGCCAGUGUUUCCAGAGAUACAUCCGACAUUCAGUGCAUGCAUGGCCCUGCUGAAUGUAUCGGUGACAUGCUCAUGCUCUGUGCCGCCAAUCUACCCUUCCCUCCUGCAGCCAACAAAUCGGUCCUCCCUUCAGCAUACCCUCGCACACCUAUCAUCCGGUCACUUGGCUUUGCAAACUGCCUCAUUAAUGACUAUACUCGUAUCCCGGAUCGAGGUCUCGUUCACCAGUGUGCAUUAGAGCAUGGUAUUGAUUUCGACGCAUUGAAUCAAUGUGCAAGCCAGCAGAGUGACGCCCCCGACGAUGGCCAACGGGGCAAAACUCCUCUUAGUGGUAUUGCGCUGCUACGACAAAAUGCCCUACAUAGCGAGAGACUCGACGUUCAUACUAGCUGCACCGUGCGGUUAGAUGAAUCAAUCUGGUGCAUCCACGAUGGCGGGCAUUGGAAGAAUUGUACUCAGAAUGGCGAGGGCAGCAAGCCCCAGGUUCUGGCUAAUGAGAUCAAGAGGCUCUGGGAGGAAAGGAACUAG